GAUUCCCCCCCACCCCACCCCGUUCCCUCUCCCCCGCUCGCACCCCUGGCUCGCCCUGACUCUCGCGAGAGCCUUACAGGAUAUAAAGGCUAGCGCCCCGCGCACGCUUUGUGUGUGUGCUUCCUGACUGUCUUUUGUGGCUUGUUAGGAGUGCUGAUCGCAAUAUGUCUUCAGGAAAUGCCAAAAUUGGGCACCAUGCCCCCCAGUUCAAAGCAACUGCUGUAAUGCCGGAUGGUCAGUUCAAAGAUAUCAGCCUAUCUGACUACAAAGGAAAAUAUGUUGUGUUCUUCUUUUACCCUCUUGACUUCACCUUUGUGUGCCCCACGGAGAUCAUUGCUUUCAGUGAUAGGGCAGAAGAAUUUAAGAAACUCAACUGCCAAGUGAUUGGUGCUUCUGUGGAUUCUCACUUCUGUCACCUGGCAUGGAUCAACACACCCAAGAAACAAGGAGGACUGGGACCCAUGAACAUUCCCUUGAUAUCAGACCCCAAGCACACCAUUGCUCAGGACUAUGGGGUCUUAAAGGCCGAUGAAGGCAUCUCAUUCAGGGGCCUUUUUAUUAUUGAUGAUAAAGGUAUCCUUAGACAGAUCACCAUAAAUGACCUUCCUGUUGGCCGUUCUGUGGAUGAGACACUGAGACUAGUUCAGGCCUUCCAGUUUACUGACAAACAUGGGGAAGUGUGCCCAGCUGGCUGGAAGCCUGGCAGUGAUACCAUCAAGCCUGAUGUCCAGAAGAGCAAAGAAUAUUUCUCUAAGCAGAAGUGAGCACUGGGCCAUUUUAGGGCCAGGCUGCAGUAGGUGGCCAUGAGAACAAAACCUCUUUUGUACUAUUGUCAUGCUUAAAACACAAGACCUUACACUCAGCCCAGAUGUGCUGUGGGACAGGACAGGCCUUUCCUGCAGGGGUUGGGGAGGCCAGCCUUUCUUCCUCUGGAGGGAAUGGCCUGAGCUGUAUUAUGGGGCAGGCAAACUGACGUGUAUAGUAGUAGGGUAUCACUUUUGGUCUUUUGUAGUUUUAUUAAACUUGAGCUGAGACCUUGUUGAUUCUUCAUUUUAGGGGGACAUUAGCCUUUGAGUGUAAGAGGAAUUUACUUUUUGCUUUCCCUCUUUAGGGGAAAAUGAGGUGUGAGAGUGCCUCAGAAUCAGGAAAUUAUAUUGAGGGGAAAUGCAAGUAGAUACAGAGAAUGGACCUCGAAGCAAGGUGUUUCCUUUCACCAUAUCUGGAGAAGAGCAAGGCCUACUACAGUACUGGCCAAGGCACUGCAAUUUAUGCUAUAGGCUGGAUUGCAGGUUAAGAGCCCAAUGAGAUUACUGACAUUUACUUUUACACUACUGGGAGGGCUGUAUGAAAACCUGAAGCUUGGCCUCUUCUGAUAAAUGCCUGGUACUGGUUCUGUAAAAAGAUCAGAGUUAGAGGCUUCAGUACCUUUGGAACUAAAAGGGGGAGGGGGAGACAAACACAGCGCUGGUGUUCAUAGGGUAGGCUUUCUGUGUCAAAAGCACAGUGCUGAGCAUCUCUUGGCUUCCCUGGGUUUCUAUCCUUGAUUUAAGGGUAGUUCUUAUCCUCAUAUCAUUGUCCUGAGGGAGGGUUGUCAGUGGGGCAAAGGUGGAUUCCUCCUGGGCUCUUGAGGCUAGGGCAGAUUCAGGACUGAGAAUCCUUCUGCAUAUCAUGUGGUGCCCUUCUAGACACCUUCCAGACACGGCUACCCCAGCCUACCUACCCCCUCCAGUAUUCAGACAAGCAAGAACUAUGAGCAGCAGUAUAGGAUUCCUGGGGCCUUUAAUAAUAGCUUAUUAUAUGCCAGGCACUAUUUCGUAUUUAUUCAGUCUCCAUAAUAACUCUCUGAGGCAGGUACCGUUAUUUAGGGGAUAGUUGCUUCUUAAGCCCUGUAACAAGUAGCAUCUUGAAGCACUGCAGAGAAAUGGUAACAGGUAAUAAUCCCAUAUUCCAAGGCAGGUGGCAAGUCUGGAUCUGCUUUGGUCUUUUGACCAAACUUCUUUAAGCCUUGUUAUCUUCAUUUAAGAUCUCUACUAUAAUUCUUUAUCAAAAAUGAUCAUCUUGUACCCAGUAAAAUCUUAUCUAGCCAAAUAAGUCCCAGCAGGUGCCACUGUCAUAAAUGAGGAUCCCACAGGGGAGGGAGGGUAUCAAGGGCCAGGGGAUGCAGGUGGUGAGACCCUGGGGCUUAGCCAGCCUCUGCUGGGAUUCUGAGGCUUCCUGGGUAUGAAUGUGGUAAAGUGAAGCUCUUGGGAUGUAGAGCUAGGCUCCUCUGAGGUCUGGGCCAAGCCCAAUAAGGCCAAGCGUUGGGCAGGCGGAGUGGAAAAGUAGGCCUUCUGCUCUUCUGAGUAGCGCUCCUGAGGUGGCACAGCAUCCCGGUAAGUCCAGUCACGCCAAUGGAAGUUGAAGCGUUCAAGCAGGGUGAUCCGGUCAGCUCUUGCAGGUACACAGUCGAGGGGCUUGGUGGGUGGCAGAUCCGGCACCUCUAUUCCUCGCAGCAGCACUGCCCCUCGGAUGGCAAACCAGCCCCCAAAUCUGGGAUGUAUGCACACACCUGAUAUGUGCUGGGGAGCGGGUAAAAAAAAAAAGUCAUGGAGGUUGUCUUGGCACCAAAUCCAGCUACCAGCAAUGCAAGCUAGGUUUGUUCACUUACUCAUUCUCAUUUCUCAUUCUGAGCCCACAUGUGAGCCUCUGUCAGUCUUUGACUGGACUCCUCUAUUCCCUCUCCUGGACAACUUUUUUCAUGAAGUCACUGACCACAAGGAAAGGUUCCUUAAGCUGAACUUUAGCUUCCCAGUCUCACCACUGGUCUAAUCACAGCUCUGCCCCCUCCAUUCUGUCACAAAGACUGAGCAAACAGACUAGUUCUCUGACGUCAUGUGUCCCUAGGAACCAGACACCUGACCAUGGUGCACCUUUGUCCUGCAUUGUACCCGUCAAUUCCUUUACCCAGGGGAGGUGGAAGAAUGACACCUGCAAUGUUUUUUUUUUUCUUUUGGCUGUGCCUCGUGGUUUGCAGGAUUCUCAGUUCCCCAACCAGGUAAUGAACCCGGGCCACAGCAGUGAAACCCCGGAAUCCUAAACACUAGGCCACCAGGGAACUCCUAGGACUUUAAAUCUUGAGGGAUUUUCCUUUUCUUUCUCAGCCCCUAUUCAUAUUUGCCCUCUGACCUGGGUUCCCCAGGGGUCAGACUCCACAUCCUGUCGUUGGUAGUAAUAAGCUGCCCCUGCCACAUGGGCUGCUGUCUGGGCCAGAAUCUUGGGGCGCCGGUUCGGGUGUACCUCAUAGUCAGCGAUGACUUCUACUUGCAUCUCUGGGAGGCUCUGUGAUAGAGAACAAGAUGCAAGCUUUUAGCACAAGAGGAAUCAUGACCAUGUCCAACAGAGCCUUAAGUUGUGUCAACACGGCCUUGUCCUCAGAAGUCAUGUUUAAAGGGGAAACAUGACCUUAAACUUGGAAUGGGGUUGUGGGCUCCAGCAUAAAGAAAACGAUAUUGUGUCUAGGAGGGCCCAUGUUUGAAGGGAAAUACACAAAGUCUUGUUCAGAAACCUUUAUGAGGGGUGACUUGGCUCUGCCCUCCAAAGGCCCAAUGUGGAGGAAGAUAUGGCCCAGCUUUGGGGAGACCCAGUGUAUGUGUACGUGUGUAUAUACAUGUAAAGUGUGUAGUGGGGGAGUAUUCUGUCCUCAAGACCCCAAAGACAGCAUAAAGCUUUCAGGUCUAGGGCAAAGACAGGUGAGAGAUGCGUGGGGAAUGUUGGGCUUAUUCCCAUUUCACUUGGAGGCCAAGGGAAAUCUGAUCAUAUAGUUGUCCAUCAGUGAAGGGUGAGUGAGACUGAUUUCAGACCUGGGGGGUUGCUAGAGGAGGUGGCCAAGCCUGGGGUGAGAAGGCAGAAUAGGGAGAGAUCACAUUGUCAAGGCUGGCUUUAGGAUACCCUUCUGCCCGGGAAGUGGCUCCUAGCCCUAGGCAGGUCUAGAUCCUGCACUAAGCUUCGAGGAGCUGGAAGCAGAUGCAGGUUUUGAAGCUGGGGAAGGCUACAGCCAGCCUUGCUCACCUCUCUAACACGGCCCAGGUGGUAGGCCACACACUGGUCCACAGGGUCAGUCAGUGGUUGGAGGUGGCAGCUCUGCAGGAAGGGCUUGAGGGCCCGGUCAAACAUGGCAGGUGUGCUGAGUACCAGGAAGGCCAGGGUAGGUCCUGGCAGGGGCAGGUGGAAGGCUGGAGGCAGGAGUGCAUUGUACCAUGCCACCUGGAACAGAGAAAAUUCAGGCCACACAAGAGGGCCAACUUAGGCCUUAGCCAGGCCCAUACCUUAGCUUCGCAUUCAAGGCUUCAUGCAUCUUGCCCAGCCUCCAUCUUAACCAAUGAAAUUCUACUGAUGUAUGAUGUGUGUUUAUGGGGACGCAUCUGAAUCUGACAGGGAGUUACAAUAGAGACAAAGAAUUCAUAAACAACUAAGAACAAAAAAAAAAUUGAUUAUAUUGUGAUUAGUGCAAUAACAGGGCCAGUGAAGGCCCUCUGAAAUUAGAAAAGGCUUUUUGGAAGCUGAGUCUUGAAGGCUAGGAAGGAAACUUACAGGCUGACAUGGAGA
This is a messenger RNA of Balaenoptera musculus (blue whale), 4584 nucleotides long. It is a transcript of the gene PRDX1, whose product is annotated as peroxiredoxin 1. The coding region runs from base 165 to 764 and encodes 199 amino acids. Gene Ontology annotation, biological process: removal of superoxide radicals; leukocyte activation; cellular response to stress. NCBI's taxonomy places the organism in Eukaryota, Metazoa, Chordata, Mammalia, Artiodactyla, Balaenopteridae. Gene Ontology annotation, cellular component: cytosol. Gene Ontology annotation, molecular function: thioredoxin peroxidase activity. The transcript is spliced from 6 exons. The record is from RefSeq and is a predicted model, not a curated record.